GCGAGAGAAUUCGAUGAAAAAUAAAAGUAACCUGGUUUAUGUAUGCAUAAAUGCUGCUAUUUGGUGAAACACGUGGUUUUCCGUGUUAUUAUUUUCAAAUAGUACAUAUUAAAAUGAAAAUUUAUAUGUAAAGAGUUUAUUUGAAAAAUGUCUAUGAUGUUUAAACGAGUUUUUUGUGAUAAGAUUCUUUUAAAACUAUCAGGCUUAUAUCGUUUCAAUUGUAUUAAUAAAUUUUCUCAAAAAAUUCCAAAUGAUCAAGAAACUAUUUUAAAUAACGGGAUAAUAACUACUGAAAAAAAAUACAAUGAUUCAAACAAUACUUCUAAUGAGGAAGAACUUAAGCGUCUCCUUAAAGAAGCUGCCACUUACAGCGAUGCCAACGAUAAAAAUUGGGCUACAACCCCUUAUCCUGCGAGUGCACCAACGUCUGUCGAAGAGAAGAAAAUAGAUAUACCUAAAGUAGACCCAACAGAAAGAUCAAUAGUACUUUUUCCAGGACAAGGUACACUUAAAGUUGGUGCCGUUCGGAAAUAUUUGCGUUUUCCUGGAGCAAAAGAUAUAUUUGAACUAGCUAAUGAAAUAUUAAGAUAUGAUCUAUUAAAGAUAUGUUUAAAUGGUCCACAAGAAAAAUUAGAUCAAACAAAGUUUAAUCAACCAGCUACAGUUGUUUCAUCAUUAGCUGCAUUAGAACAACUCCGUGAAGACAGGCCAAAAGUAUUUGAAACAUGCAUAGGCACUGCUGGAUAUAGUGUGGGCGAGUUGAGUGCAUUAAUUUUUUCAGGAGCUAUUUCCUUUGAAGAUGGAAUCAGAUUAGUGGCAGUUAGGGGAAAUAUGAUGCAAAUGGCUUCUGACAAAAUAUCUCAAGGAAUGUUAUCUGUCUAUUGUCCUCCACAAAUAAAACUGUCAAAAAUAUUACAAGAUGCUACAGCUUGGGCUAGAGAUUUAGGAGUUCCUGAUCCAGUAUGCAAAGUAUCUGUCUUUUUAUAUACUCAGAGUAAAAUAAUAGCUGGAAAUGAAGAAGCAUUACAAUAUAUAGAAAAAAAUGCCAACGAUGUUGGUCUACAGAAAUUAAGGAGACUUCCAGUUUCAGGAGCAUUUCAUACACCACUUAUGCUACCAGCUAUAAAAAAGUUUCAUGAAGUAUUGAGAGAAAUAUCGUUAGAAGAACCAAGAACUAAGGUAUAUUCUAACUACUCUGGGCGUCCUUAUAGAAAUUCAAGAAGUAUAAAAAAUCUAUUAAUAAAACAAAUUAUCUCGCCAGUAAAAUGGGAACAAUGCAUACAAGGAAUUUAUACGAGACCAGAAGGAACACCAUUUCCAAGAACAUUUGACGUGGGUUCUAGUGGAAGAAUGAAAACUAUUUUAAAAUUAAUUAAUGCAAAAGCAGCAGAGUUUUGUAUAGUAAUUUGAUAAGAAAUUGUAUGUCUAAAAAAAUAUAAACGUUUGUAAAUAA
This is a messenger RNA of Vespa velutina, 1453 nucleotides long. It is a transcript of the gene beg, whose product is annotated as probable malonyl-CoA-acyl carrier protein transacylase, mitochondrial. Lineage: Eukaryota; Metazoa; Arthropoda; Insecta; Hymenoptera; Vespidae. The record is from RefSeq and is a predicted model, not a curated record. Gene Ontology annotation, molecular function: transferase activity. Bases 148 to 1410 code for a protein of 420 amino acids. The transcript has a single exon.